Molecule: messenger RNA, 2554 nt
Organism: Rhizophagus irregularis DAOM 181602=DAOM 197198
Lineage: Eukaryota; Fungi; Glomeromycota; Glomeromycetes; Glomerales; Glomeraceae
Source: RefSeq, a predicted model, not a curated record
CGAAAUUAAAGACGAAAUUAAAGAUGAAGAUAAAAUUAUUAUUUAUUCAAUUGAAUUAGGAAUUACUAUCGCUUCUUUGGAUAUAAAUAAUGGUUUAUGAAUCAUACUAGUCAUAUUGGAUUACACCCAUUAUUAUUCAGCUGUAUACUAAACAGUGAAGUUUGUAAUUCCGUCAUGAAACAAUGUUGGAAAAAUGGUUUAAAGGAAUUUCAAACUAAUAAUUUAGAAAAUUUUCCAAAUAACGUUCUAAAUAAAACAACUACAACCAAUUACGCAUUUGGAAUUCUAGAUGGGUUUGUUCUGAAGAUUAAACUUACAGAACAAUUAUCAAAAAUAGUUUCACCCCAAAAUCCUAAAGAAUCAAAUUUAGAAAAUAGUGAUGGUUAUGAUGAUAUAAACUUUAAUUUAUUUAAUCCAAAUAUGAGUAUUAUAUGUGAAUUAUUUGAAGAAGUUACUUCAUCUUUGAUUGACAACAGAAGUGAACUUGAGAAUGAAGAAGGUUUAUUUAUAUGGAAUAUAAUAAUUAAAAAAGCAACUGAAUAUGAAGUUAGAUUGGAAUUAAAAGUUCUUAACAACAAUUCUGAUCUUAAUAGAUCCGAUUCUAACAACAGUUCUGAUGCUAAUAUUAUUAGUAAAAGACUUGAUAAAUUUGAAAGACUUUUUGAAAAGAAGAUUUAUUUAUGUAAAACUAAAUUAUUUAAUUGUAAUAAUAUUGUUAUAUUUACAACAAUUGGUCUUUUUAUUUAUCAUUUUAAUGAAAAUAAUAAGUCAAUUUCCUUAAAUUAUUUUUAUUUCAUGGAUUUAUAUAUCAUGAAAGAUGAAGAACAAUAUAAGGAUAAAUUACAAUAUUAUAAAGAUGUAUUUUCAAAGCCUAAUUUACCUUUACCAAAUUAUGAUAGUUUCAAGUCAUUUGAUAAAUGGGUUUCAUAUAUAGUAGAUAAUAAGGAAAGUCUUUUGAAAUAUGGUGUUGAAUUAUUUACUUUUGCAAUUAAAGAACAUAAAUUAGAAUUAAUAGAAGUAAUCUAUAAAAAAUGUAUGUUUUAUUUUAAAAAGGAUUUAAAAAACAAUAAGGUAUUUUUGAGUGUUAUUACUUCUGUUAUGCCAAUAUUAAAUGAAUAUUAUCCAGAAUAUAUUUCAAGAUAUUCAUUAGAAACAACUAUGAUUAUAGAUUCCCCUUUUUAUAGUAUAAAUCGCAAAAAAAAUAAUUUACAUCUUCAUUCUUUUUCCCUAAAUCUUCAAAUAAUUGAUUUAAGUUUUUUCAUUUUGAUAAAAUAUUCCUAUUUAUUGAAAAUAACCUUAAAAGUUACUUAUAUUUUUAAUCAAAUUUUUUCAAAAUCUUCAAAACAUACAUUAACACCAAUGAUUACUUUUAUGAUUCCUUAUAUUAAAUUUAAUAAUUAUUCACAAAAUUAUAAUUGGCUUUUAAAAUCUAGUCCAUUUGCUGAAACAAUAAAUAAAGAAAUAUUUAAAACAUGGGAUGGAGAAGCAUUACUUAAUUUUAAAUGGAAUACUUAUGGAAAAUAUUAUUAUAGAGUUAUUUGGCUUGGAUUUAUUACUUUACUUGUAUGUUUUACUAUUGCAGUUCAUUGUGAUAAUAAUAAUAUUCAAAAACCACUUUUAAUUACUUCAAUUUUACUUGGAUUUAUUCAUCUUAUUUUUGAAGUUUAUCAAUUUUUUUAUAAUCCUAUCAAAUGGUUUAGUGAUCCUUGGAACUGGUUUGAUAUAAUUGCAUAUAUACUUCCAAUUAUUACUUCUAUUAUAUGGCUUAUAAGUAAUGAAAAAGAAUUGGAAUCAUUAAUUGCUUUUUCAUGUUUAUUUUUAGAUAUAAAAUUUUUAUUAUUUCUUAGGGCAAUUGAAUCUUUUGGUAUAUAUUUUGAAAUAAUUAUUAGCGUUGGAAAACAGAUUAUUUCUUUUAUAGUAAUAUUGUUAAUUUUUAUAAUAAGUUUUACACAUGCAUUUUAUAUUUUAUUAUCACCAAAAUCUGUUUAUUCUUUAAAUGAACCUAACUUUGAUGAUUCUAAUAAUCCUUGGAGUACUCUUCCUAAGUUUGUACAAGUAUUUAGUGAUAGUACUAUUGAAAAACCUAAAAUAAUUGAACCAAAUCAAUUUAUAAUUCAACAACCUGAUGAAAAUACUAAUAUGUUUAUAGAUUAUAAAACUGCACUUUUUGCAAUAUAUUUAUUUCUGAUAGGUGAUUCAAGUGCCUUAUCUAAUUGGUCAUAUAAAAAUAAUCCAUCACUUAGUUUCUUAUUUGGUAUUGAAGGCAAAGAUUUUGGCUGAAAUUGAGUUAUUAUAUUUAUUUCCAUAUCAGAAAUGUAAUAAAACAUGGUUUCCUGAAGUAAUAUAUUAUUAUGCUAAUGUUGAUGAAAUUCAGAGAAAAAUUAAAGAAAUAAGUAAUAAAUGGAAUGAUAGUAAUAAUAGCGAUUUUUUAAAAGUUAGAAAAAAUUUAAAGGAAUUGAUAACAUAUGAUAUUGAGUAAUAUAAACUGGGUUCAUUAUUUAUAUAUCUAAAGUUGAUUUAGUAUAACCUGAAUAUCCAAAAAAUUUUUAGCUAG